Trichoderma gamsii is the source of this 1290-nucleotide messenger RNA. RefSeq names its product phosphoserine aminotransferase. Gene Ontology annotation, cellular component: cytoplasm. NCBI's taxonomy places the organism in Eukaryota, Fungi, Ascomycota, Sordariomycetes, Hypocreales, Hypocreaceae. The record is from RefSeq and is a predicted model, not a curated record. Gene Ontology annotation, biological process: L-serine biosynthetic process. Gene Ontology annotation, molecular function: pyridoxal phosphate binding; O-phospho-L-serine:2-oxoglutarate transaminase activity. The transcript has 4 exons. Bases 1 to 1290 code for a protein of 429 amino acids.
AUGCCUUCCAGAGAAGAGAUUACAUACUGGGGUGCCGGCCCAGCUUUGCUGCCCACGGCUGUCCUCGAGGGCGCUGCCCAGGCCCUCGUGAACUUUGAUAACACUGGCCUCGGAAUUGCAGAACACUCGCAUCGCUCACAGAUUGCCAGCACCAUUAUCAACGAGGCCAAGGCGGAUCUCGCCUCUUUCCUGGACAUCCCCGACGACUAUGAGAUCUGCUUCCUGCAGGGCGGUGGAACAGGAGAAUUCGCUGCCACGGCCUACAACCUGGUCGGCUCAUGGAUUACCAACAAGCGCCGUGAGAUUUUCAGCCAGAUCAAGGACAACGAGGACCAGGGCACCCCGGAGGAGUUCCAGAAGCUCCAGGCGGCAGUGGACAACGACCUGAAGCUGGACUACAUCGUCACCGGAGGGUGGUCGCAGAAGGCGUCUCAAGAGGCGACGAGGCUCUUUGGAAAGGACAAGGUCAACAUCGUUGCCAGCGCCAAGCAAAGCAACGGCGGCAAAUUCGGAAUCAUCCCCGAUGAGAGCACCUGGAAGCUCUCCAAGGACGCGGCUCUUGUGUACUUUUGCUCCAACGAAACCGUCGACGGCGUGGAGUUCCAAGAGUUCCCUCAGAGCCUGGCCCCCGGCCCUGAUGGCAAGGGCCCCAUUGUCGUGGCGGAUAUGAGCUCAAACAUUCUGUCGCGAAAGGUUGACGUCAAGAAGUACUCGCUCAUCUUCUUUGGCGCACAGAAGAACCUUGGAUCUACCGGCAUCACUGUCGUCGUCAUUAAGAAGAGCCUGCUCGCUCCGCAAACUCCACAGCCUUCGGCGGAAAUUAUGAGACGCCUUGGUCUUCCUAUUCCUCCCAUUUUCUUGCAGUACGAUACCGUUGCCAGCAACAACAGCUUGUACAACACGCUUAGCAUCUUUGACGUUUACAUCGCCGGCCAAGUCCUCAAGAAGCUUCUGGCCACUUACCCUGAUAAAGCCAGCGGCCAGGAAGCCGUCUCUACCCAAAAGGCAAAGCUCAUCUACGACGCCCUGGAUGCUCACCCCAACGUGUACCGCGUAGUGCCCGAGAAGUCGGUCCGCUCCAGGAUGAACAUCUGCUUCAGAGUCACAAAGGGUGACAAUGUCGACGUCGCUGAAGCCGACUUCUUAAAGCAGGCCACAGCUCUGGGCCUCACUGGUCUCAAGGGCCACCGCAGCGUUGGAGGCAUUCGCGCCAGCUCGUACAAUUCUAUCCCUCUGGAGGGGGCUCAGAAGCUAGCCAAGUUCAUUGCGGACUUUGCAAACGCUGCGUAA